Molecule: messenger RNA, 5634 nt
Organism: Eubalaena glacialis (North Atlantic right whale)
Lineage: Eukaryota; Metazoa; Chordata; Mammalia; Artiodactyla; Balaenidae
Gene: HSPA12A
Product: heat shock protein family A (Hsp70) member 12A
Exons: 12
Coding region: 121-2151 (676 amino acids)
Source: RefSeq, a predicted model, not a curated record
UGCUCCCGCUACCCGGCGGCUCAGACCCGGCCCGAGCGCCCGCCGAGAACACGGACAGGGACCUGCACGGGCACGGGCGCCGCGCCGGAGGCUCCUCUCGCGGGCGGGGGCUGCGCGACCAUGGCGGACAAGGAGGCCGGCGGCAGCGACACUGGGCCCCGAGAAAUGGCCCCUACAUCUGCAUGUUCAUCUCCAGCCCGGAGUCUGGGGGACACAGGAAUAACACCUCUGUCCCCUUCCCACACUGUGAACGAUGCUGACCCAAACGUCUCUGAGCAGCAGACGUUUCUCGUGGUGGUGGCUGUCGACUUUGGGACCACAUCCAGCGGCUAUGCCUACAGCUUCACCAAGGAGCCAGAAUGCAUCCAUGUGAUGAGGCGGUGGGAAGGAGGCGACCCUGGGGUGUCCAACCAGAAGACUCCGACCACCAUCUUGUUGACUCCGGAGAGGAAGUUCCACGGUUUCGGGUAUGCCGCCAGGGACUUUUACCACGACCUGGAUCCCAGUGAGGCCAAGCAGUGGCUGUACCUGGAGAAGUUCAAGAUGAAGCUGCACACCACCGGGGACCUCACCAUGGAUACAGACCUGACGGCAGCAAAUGGCAAGAAAAUCAAAGCCCUUGAAAUCUUUGCUUAUGCCCUGCAGUACUUUAAGGAACAGGCGCUGAAGGAGCUGAGCGAUCAGACUGGUUCAGAGUUCGAGAACUCUGAUGUCAGAUGGGUUAUCACAGUGCCUGCCAUCUGGAAACAGCCCGCCAAGCAGUUCAUGAGACAAGCUGCCUACCAGGCAGGCCUGGCUUCCCCCGAGAACUCGGAGCAACUCUUCAUUGCCUUGGAGCCCGAGGCGGCCUCCAUCUACUGCCGGAAGCUGCGGUUACACCAGAUGACUGAGCUGAGCAGCAAGGCCACGGUCAAUGGGUACAGCUCCAGUGACACAGUAGGAGCUGGGUUUGCACAGGCUAAGGAACACGUACGACGUAAUCGGCAGAGUCGGACCUUUUUGGUGGAGAAUGUCAUAGGAGAAAUCUGGUCCGAGCUGGAGGAAGGUGACAAGUAUGUGGUAGUGGACAGUGGCGGUGGCACCGUAGACGUGACAGUCCAUCAGAUAUGGUUACCGGAGGGACACCUUAAAGAACUGUACAAAGCAACAGGUGGACCCUAUGGAUCUUUAGGAGUAGAUUAUGAAUUUGAAAAGCUUCUGUGUAAAAUAUUCGGAGAGGAUUUUAUUGAGCAAUUCAAAAUCAAGCGUCCUGCGGCCUGGGUUGACUUAAUGAUUGCAUUUGAGUCUCGCAAAAGGGCAGCUGCCCCGGACCGAACUAACCCGCUGAACAUCACCCUGCCCUUCUCCUUCAUUGACUACUACAAGAAGUUCCGUGGGCACAGUGUGGAGCACGCCUUGAGGAAGAGCAAUGUGGAUUUUGUGAAGUGGUCCUCGCAGGGGAUGCUGAGGAUGAGUCCAGAUGCCAUGAAUGCCCUUUUUAAGCCGACCAUUGAUAGCAUCAUUGAGCAUCUCCGGGACCUGUUUCAGAAGCCGGAGGUGUCCACGGUCAAGUUCCUCUUCCUGGUGGGCGGCUUCGCCGAGGCGCCCCUCCUGCAGCAGGCGGUGCAGGCUGCCUUCGGCGACAAGUGCCGUAUCAUCAUCCCCCAGGACGUGGGCCUCACCAUCCUCAAGGGCGCCGUCCUCUUCGGCCUGGACCCCGCUGUCAUCAAGGUGCGCCGGUCCCCGCUCACCUACGGGGUUGGGGUGCUGAACCGCUACGUGGAGGGCAAGCACCCGCCCGAGAAGCUGCUGGUGAAGGACGGCACUCGCUGGUGCACUGACGUCUUCGACAAGUUCAUCUCCGCUGACCAGUCCGUGGCCCUGGGCGAGCUGGUCAAGCGCAGCUACACCCCGGCCAAGCCCUCCCAGCUGGUCAUUGUCAUCAACAUCUAUAGCUCUGAGCUCGACAACGUGAGCUUCAUCACCGACCCUGGGGUGAAGAAGUGCGGCACGCUGCGCCUCGAUCUCACGGGGGCCAGCGGCACUGCCGUGCCCACCCGCAGGGAGAUCCAGACCCUCAUGCAGUUCGGGGACACCGAGAUCAAGGCCACGGCCAUUGAUGUAGCCACCUCCAAGAGUGUCAAGGUUGGGAUCGACUUCUUAAAUUACUAACCGGCCCUCCCCGCCCCCUGUCCCCUUGGACUCAGCUCACCUGCAUCUGCUGACCUCGACCCUGACUGUUCUUUCCCUGCCCUUGACCCUAGCCAUCACCCGUCUGAAUUUCAGCAGGGAAGAUGAGAACAGCCAGGGCUAGAAAUAAUUAGGGGUUUUUGAGGGCAUACUGGAGUCGGAAAAACUGUUGGCAGUGAAGAUGGAGGUUGGGAAAUAAGAAAUUUGAGGAUCCCAGAAAAGCAGCUAGUGUUCAUAGGUACGAAGUGGUGAAACCCCCCCUCCCCCACGCCACCCCACAAGGGAAUCAGUACAUUUCUGCAGCAGUGAUCGGGCUUGGGGUGAAGAGAUCUCCCUUAUGUAGAACUUAGGAUGCCCUGUCGCGAUCCUUCCAGAUUUGAAAUAAGAUCUUUGAGCCAGGAGGAGAUUCUUCAUCUCUCUGAGACUUUUCUUUUUUACGUAUUUUGGAUGGCAGUCAAUAUAAAAUGCCAUCCAUCUGCAGUUAAUUUCUUUUCAUCAUGGUGUGAUUAAAAGUGAUGAUUCACUGGGAACUUGGAGGGUUUUUAGCUGGUGGGAGAAGACUGCCUACACUGGGCGCUAUUUUAGGUUCUCAUAAUUUAAAUUCCAAAAAGGUUUAGUGAAGAAUAACUGUAGCUUCAGCUAAUCCACUAGAAUUUGUGAGUGGGAGAGCUGACACCUCAACUUUUCAGCAGGUAAAAACUUGCUUCGAGGGAAAUGGAUAUUGAGCUAGUGACAUAUCCCAAAUUAUAUGCUGUGAUAGAACUCCCCAAAGGCCAAAUCCUGAUUUCUGAAUUCAUAAGUAAUUUGAGUUAACCUUAGUAGGAGUCUGUGUGAGAAAAUGAAGCUGCAGUUUGCCUUGUUCACAUCACCAAGCCCGGGAGUCCGGAAGAGUCCCUCCCCUUGACAGGCACACGUAUUUUAAACUAACUCCCUCCUCCCUGCUUGCCCUCAUCUCCCUAAGAGAUUUGGCCAUUUAUUUCCACAUUUUGAAAAGAACACAUUGGUGAUACAUGGGCAGAGAAUCUGUUUAACGAAACGUUUCAUUAAAAUCUUCAGUUUUAAAACUAGAACUGAAGAUUCUAUCUAAAGGCAUUCAGAGAUCUGUACUUAGUGAAUGAAGCCGGGUUUUUUCAAACCAGAAUCUGCAAUUUUUAGUAAAUGCCACAGGGGACUGUGGUUCAAUUGGAAUUUGAAAACUCCUAACUUCGGGGUUUUGGAAAGCUGGGGCACAGACCAGAGCCUGCAGCUUCCAGUUGGGUUCCCUUAGGGAGUGAGUCUACAAGUGAAGAACCACAAUCCCACACCUUGCCCUCUUGUGAGUGGGGCUGGAGCUCCAGCUGGCUUGGGGAUGGCACUUUUAACCUUCACAGGAAGGGCCUGGGGAGGAAAAAGAUCGGAAGAAAGGCAGCCUAAGAAUGGGGCUGAGGAACCAACUGGUGUGUGUGCCCGCUCUCCAUCCUUCCCCACUUGCAAAGCCAGUCUUCAACAUUCAGGAGCCAACUGAGGAAAAGAAUCAAGAACCUGACUCAGCCCGUGUGAUCUGUUCAAAGCUGUCUUUUCCACCUGCUGGAGUGAAUUCGAUUUUAAAUCACCGGAGGCAUGCAUAAUGAAUGAGGGGAGGAUGGGUGACUCAGCCACUAACUUUGAAUGCAACUUGGAUUCACAAACCCAUUAUCACAGCCCAUUAUCAUAUGCAGAUUUUAAGUAGCAUUUCCAACUUCAUUCUAACGUGUCUUCUUUUUCACAUCGCUGGCUGCAGAAUUCCCUACUAGAAUGUGAAACACUAACAAACCACAGAACUAGAGAAUGCUAGUCACAUACUUAGUAGCGGGGUUUCGCAUGGAGACACAAAUGUGCGCUCUAGGGUUCUCCUGCUGCCUGCUCGGCUUCAAAAGCUAAAUGUUAUGGGUCUUUCUUUGGUGUUGCCAGCCAUACUCUACAAACAAGACUUUUCCAUUUAGUUAUAAGUAAUAUAAUUUUAUGUACAUAUAAUAUUAGAAAAUUGUACAGAAUCUUGAUUUCUACAAUGUGCUCUUGUUAAAAAAAAAGGGAAAAUGCUCUUUGAAUUUUGUUGAUGACAUUGCUGCCUUUAAGUUUCCAUGGUUUCAUUUCUUAAUUGUGCUUACUAGACAUUGAUUUGUACUGAUGCUAAGCUAUGGACUGUGUGUGCAGACUGAGGCACAGAGGUGCCUAGGGUCAGAAUCCUCUACGAAACAGACCGGCUGGAUUGACAGCUCCAUCAGACCUUUCUACACACACAUCCUUCCCAAAGGUUCACAGUUUAUAUUUAAAGGUGCACAAUAAUGUAUCGAUUCUCCUGAACUGUCUUUGAGAGCUGAACGUUCUGGUUCUGUAAGCCAUGUGACUGUGCAGAAAAACCUCCGAAAACUCUGUGUCCCUGCAGGGUUGUCAGCGUCUCCUUGUGGGGCGAAGCAGUCACUCUGAAGGCAAAGUGUGAUGUUUUCAGGACACCAGAAUCAAAGGAAGGAAUCAGGUGGUACACAAAUCCAGCUUUUCUACUGGAUUAAGUGUGAGUAAUAGAGUCAAGUCCUUUUCUUGGCUAAUGUAAGGCCUUUCCCAUCUUGCAUUAAGGAUGUCUCCUUGUCUACUAUUUCUCUUAAAUGAAAUGGUUGAAAUUUGCAAUGUUGGCAAAAAGAUGAUGGAGAGGGGGUGAUGAUUUUACUGGAUUUUCUUCUGCCCCAGAGAUGCAGCCCUAAUAGACUUCUUAGAGGGAAUCCUCAAAUCCACCCCUUCUCCCCUUCCCCCCCACAGAAAUAUUCUAGAGUAAGAGCACUGGAUAGGUACACUUGGACACAUUUUCUAAUCUUAGAAAGUUUCUAAAAGGCCCGUUGUCUUAACCCAUUACUCAAUUGUCCCUGGCAUAUUAUCUGAGGUUCAAGUUUCUUGGAAGCAGAACUGUCAAAGGGUUUCCUUUGUAACUUCCCUUUCUGUACACAGCAGGCAUUAAUAGAUGUUGAAUGUCAGACAAGAAUGUCAGACGGACAAGAGAGGAAAGAGGAAACAUACAAGCGUUUCUGCAGACCGAUGGCUAAGAUGAGUCCAGAUUAAAGAGCCUGCCCUACCCCUAGAAUGUUAUUUAGAUCAAGUUUAGCUUUUAGAGUCCAGGUCUGGUUAAUUGCCAGGGUGGCAAAGAAUCGCAUGCACCUAUAUAAACAGGAGUCAAAAUGCAUUAUUAGCUGAAGAUCAAAUCACACAUUGUAGAGAUGAAAUAGCUGUGAUUAAGCUGCAUAUUUAUGCUGGGAAAUGGCUGAAGUGGAUGACUAGUAUAAAAGUUGUUGGCCAUAACAUCAUAUCUCUUAUCUGCUUGGAAUAUGAAAAUAUAUUCUAAAAUAACAGCCACUGGGGUCUUGUUCACUAUAAAUUCAAACUUCACAGAACUUGGCAGCAAUUCACAAUUUGACUGUAUCUGCAAACUGUCUUCAAAGAUGUCUAAUAAAGCAAAAC